Messenger RNA from Papilio machaon (common yellow swallowtail), 3543 nucleotides. RefSeq names its product nucleolar protein 6 (gene Mat89Ba). The transcript has 14 exons. Gene Ontology annotation, biological process: tRNA export from nucleus; rRNA processing. Lineage: Eukaryota; Metazoa; Arthropoda; Insecta; Lepidoptera; Papilionidae. The record is from RefSeq and is a predicted model, not a curated record. Gene Ontology annotation, cellular component: UTP-C complex; CURI complex; small-subunit processome. Bases 96 to 3512 code for a protein of 1138 amino acids.
UCAAAACAAUGUGAUGAUCGCACGUUGUUUUUAAUUUUAUAACCAACUUUUAAAUACCUCUGUUCCAUUAAGUUACUUAUUUUGUGAAAUUGAAGAUGGUUAAACGGGAUAAGACCAGUUCUAUUUCAGAAAAUGAUGAUUCAAUAACAAUGAAUGAAAAUGGGAAAAGACCGUUGGAAACAGAUACGGAAAACAAAGAUGGUAAAAAGAAAUUACGAAUCAGAGGUUUGUACAGACAACCAACUGUAGAAGAAUUAAAUCGCCUUCAAGAAACUGAGAAUUUAUUUAAUUCCAAUUUAUUUCGUCUCCAAAUAGACGAAAUACUCAAUGAAGUUAAGGUAAAGGAAAAAGCAAUAAAGAGAUUUCAAGAAUGGUUCAAUAAACUAAAAGAACAUUUAAAAACAAUUCCCGAAGAUGAUACGGAAUACGAUUUGACGGAAGACAAAAUUUACAAGCACUUAGGUGUAAAAUCACCUGUUGGAAAAGAAUUAAAUAAAACAAAAUGUAUGUUUAAAUUUCACAAAUUUCAUGAUAUAGAGAUUGUUGGUUCUUAUGCUUUAGGCAACGCUAUUAAUUCCAAAUUAGUAAUUGACACUCAAAUUACGGUACCGAUGGACACUUACACUAAAAAUGAUUCAAUAAACUACAGAUAUCAUAAGAAAAGAGCUGCUUACUUAGCAUGUAUAGCAUCUCAUUUGAAAGAUCUCGAAAUUAUUGAAGAACUUAAGUACAUGUACGUAAAUGACUGUCACACUAAACCUAUGCUAGAAAUCAAGCCUUCUGGGAAAUUAAGUAACAUAUUGGUAGUCCGUGUGAAUUUAUCUUGUGAUCCUGAAUCAUAUAAACUACACAGAUUCAGUCCAUUACGUAAUAACUUAAGAGAAUCAUGGUUGUUUGAUGAAAAAGUAGAAAACUCUUCGGUUAUUGGCCCGCCCACUCCAUAUUAUAAUAGUAGCAUCUUAAGUGACUUAUCUAAUGCAUUAAAUCAAGAUUUCUUGAAUGAAACAUUCUUAAAUCGUGAUAAUUUGAAACAAGCUGUAGUACUUUUGAAGAUCUGGCUGCGACAAAGAAAACUUGAAAUUUCCGGAUACAUUAUUAGUAUGUUUGUUGCAUAUCUUGUUCAAAUAAAGAGAAUUAAUAAUAUCAUGAGCAGCUACCAAAUUAUUAGGAAUGUCUGGAUAUAUCUUAAAUUGUCAGAGUUGGAUACCAAAGGUAUAUCAUUAUUCAAAGGCUCAGCAACUGUACCUUCAAUGGAGGAAUUCCAUAAAAGUUUUCCAGUGGUAUUUAUUGAUAAAUCAGGAUUUUACAAUAUAUGUUGGGACAUGCACAAAGGAACAUAUAAUGCAUUGAAGAGGGAAAGUGCAUUAGCUAUUGAAAUGUUGGAUAAUCCGAACAUUAACAGUUUUAUACCAUUGUUCAUGACACCGAUGCAUGAAUUGUUGAAGUUUGAUCAUGUUAUAAGAUUCAAAAACCUCAGAUCUCUAAAAGAGAAGGUCUAUAACAAAGUACCGAGAACAUCUCAAGUUAAUUACGGUGUUCAACAGCUGGCUUUAGUGACUGAGACGGUACACUCGAUGCUCAGUCGAGGACUGGGAGACCGAGCUGAUCUGGUACUACAGUUGGUGCAAGCUGAUCUCUCAUGGAGUGUCAAGAAAAGUGUGGAUAAAGUCAAACAGAAACAUGAAGAGAAGUUGUCAUUUGGUCUUGUGUUGAACUCGGAGAAUGUCAUCAAAAUAGUUGACAGAGGACCUCCAGCAAAUCUACCUGAAUCCGAGGAAUUUAGGUCGUUUUGGGGCGAGAAGUCAGAGUUGCGUCGUUUUCAGGAUGGUUCAAUAACAGAGGCGGUUGUGUGGACAGCUGACAGCCGAGCUCAGAGACGAGCCUUGCCGAAGCAAAUUGUUGACUAUCUAAUGAUGUUCAAAUAUGGUGUGGUACCAUCAGAAGUAUACCAUGUGUGUGACCAGCUGGACAGCUUGUUGGUGAGCAAGUGUUCAGCUCAGUAUUUAGAGGAGAUCAGUGCUGAAGUGUUGCGUACAUUUGAUGAUCUUCGCAGAGAUGUGCGCGCUCUCAACAACCUGCCGCUAGAUGUUACAGCUAUGUACGGUGUAUCGUCAGUGUUUAGUUACUGCAGCGCGGUGGCGCCGGGCCGGGGGCUCCGCCAGCCGCACGCGCGUCGCCGCGGCGCCUCCGCCCUCCUCAAGGACACGCCCCAAGCCCGCCUCCCCCCAUACACACAACCCAACACUGUUGUACUCGAACUAGGUCACAGCGGCAAAUGGCCGGGAGAUCUGCAAGCAUUCCGCUGUCUUAAAGCUGCGUUCCACCUGCAGAUAUCGGAGCGUCUCUCCCAGCAGUUCUCUCUCCCGGUGCAAGCGUACCCUACGCAUGUGGACGUGCUGAAGAACGGCCUGGUCUUCCGAUUGAAGAUAGCUCAUCCGAAGGAGAUCACUCUUCUCCAGAGGGAGAUGGAGAAUGGAGUGGUGAAGCACAGAGAGAGUGAGGAGGCGGUUGUGCUGCAGUGUGAGACUGUGCUGCUGCCCAGGGUGAGAGGAGCUCUACAUGGAUUACAUCAGAAGUACCCAGCAUUCGGUCCUGCAGCGUGCCUGUUGAAGCGGUGGCUGUGCGCUCAUCUCCUCUCGCCCCCACACUUCCCCCCCACCCUCGCAGAUCUGCUGACGUCAGCGGUGUUCCUGCGUCCAGCGCCGCUAGACCCGCCCGCGCAACCGCAAGCCGCCUUCCUCAGAGCUCUCCGUAUACUGGCCGAUACGGAUUGGUCCAGGGAAAUGAUUUUAUUGGACUUCAAUGAUGACAUGUCACGCGAAGAGAUAACAGAAGUUGAGAGUCAGUUCAAUGAGAAGGAGAACAGACCAAAUAUGUAUAUUGUGACGUCAUAUGAUGGCGACUUUCCCUCGAUAUGGAGUAGACAGGCUCCCAGCAAGCAGGUGUUGCUCAGAGCACAGACUAUAGCAACAGCUACGAUCAAAUAUUUAGAAAAAGCUCUAAUUGAUGAAUAUAAAGAUAAUAUAUUGGGUGUGUUCGUGCCGUCUCUAUCCGGGUACGAUGCACUGAUCCGAUUGGCCACGCCCCUCGUGCCGCACACGUGUGAGCGGAUUGGCCACGCCCCCGAGCGUGUUGGCCACGCCCCCGAGCGUGUUGGCCACGCCCCCGAGCGUGUUGGCCACGCCCCCGACAUCCGACACAAGUCUGACGAUGUAUUAGACGAUAUGGUGCCCGUUGUAGACUUCAACCCGGUCGCUAGAUACCUUGAUGAGUUAAGGAGCGCGUACAACGAAUUCGCGUUGUUCUUCAAUGACUGCUAUGGCGGUGACGUCAUCGCUGUGUUAUGGCGCCCAGAUAUUGACCAAUUAAGAGAUUUCCAGAUUGUGAAUGCAAAUGGUCUAAUGCCAGUGGAAACGGACGGCGAGACAAAAUACAAAGUGAACAAGCAAGCUUUGUUGCAAGACUUCAGGAUACUUGGCCGGGGACUUGUUGAAGAUAUUACAGUUACUUAGGAGAUGUUGUUAAAAAAUAAAAUAAAUUUUA